AUGGCUGAUUUUAAUUCUAGUUUUGAUAUGCCGUCAGUUAGUUCAUCUGAAAACGCCGAAUCUGCGGAGCUCCAGCGUCUGAUUGCAGUGGAGCAGCAGAAGGCUCAGUUUCAAGCGCAGGUUCACAACUUUACGGAUGUUUGCUGGGAUAAGUGCAUGGACAAACCGAGCUCUAAGUUGGAUUCACGAACUGAGACUUGUCUCGUUAGCUGUGUGGAGCGUUUCAUCGACACGACGCUCUCAAUCACCAACCGCUUUACGCAGAUGGUCCAGAAGGGCGCGCACUGAUUGAAGGACACCGUCCUCAAGGACAAGUAGAACAUAUUCUUUAUGUUUCUGGUGUACGUUCUGGAGACUGUUUUACUGCUCUUUAAGGGUCGGAUUAACCCUUUUCCUCUGUCGGAAUUUUUUUUUUCCAAAGCCCAUCCUCAUAAUGUUUAUGAUAUGUGCAUAGCUGAUCUAUUAAUCAGCCUGCAACGAACGAUUACGUUUGCUGGAAAUUAUCAGUACUGGCAGUUUCCAGUCACUACCCACAUCUGUAAACCUGACUGGCUUGAUUGUGACUUUAAAUAAAUUAUACAUUUCAAAUGAAUAAA
Molecule: messenger RNA, 596 nt
Organism: Ctenopharyngodon idella (grass carp)
Lineage: Eukaryota; Metazoa; Chordata; Actinopteri; Cypriniformes; Xenocyprididae
Gene: timm8b
Product: translocase of inner mitochondrial membrane 8 homolog B (yeast)
Exons: 2
Coding region: 1-288 (95 amino acids)
Source: RefSeq, a predicted model, not a curated record